AAUAUGAAUCGAAUCAUUUAUUUCAGACAUACUCGGUUUAUAUAUCAACCAGGCAGACCACAACGUACCAUAAAAUAGAAAAUAACAUGUGUACACAAAUAAGCCAAAAAGUGGCUAUGAACGCGGGAGACAGUAAUUAAUAAACUGAGCAUAAUUUAGGGACAGUAAAUCGUACAAUGAGAAAUUAUAGUUCAAAGUGAAGCUUAUAACAAGAGGAACAUAAAUAUACAUAAUCUAACUAUUGAAUAGUUAUAACGUAAGAAUAUAUAGAGAAUAUUAGUCAACUAAUGUCUCAGAAGCUACUCGUGAUUUAAUCUUCGCUCGGAUAUAACAAAAACUAACUCGCUAAAAAUGCGCUAACCAAAUAACUCAAACCGUUUAAACUCUGACCUUGGAGUUAGAGGUAAUAUGACGCUUCAUGGUGAAAGCCGAGUUCCUUCGGAAGCCACGAGGCCGAUGCCCCUCCUAACAACCAGAGCAACAAUUUUUAUAGGUACAUGGAACUUCCGGACAAUGUGGGAGACCAGAAAGACCAGUCAAAUAGCAACGGAAAUGAGGAGAUAUAACUUGGCAGUACUGAGAAUCAGCGAAACCCACUGGACCUAAGCUGGACAACAAAGGCUAAAUACGGGAGAGAUGCUGCUAUACUCCGGUCACGAACAGGAAAAUGCUCCACACACUCAGGGAAUUGCUCUAAUGCUGUCCAAUGUAGCACAAAAUGCACUUGUAGGAUGGGAAUCUCACGGAUCCAGAACCAUCAAAGCAUCAUUCAAAACAACGAAGGAGGGGAUCUUAACGAAUAUUAUGCAAUGUUAUGCACCCACCAAUGAUAGCAACCACGACAUUAAAGAUCGAUUCUAUGAGAGGCUGCAAUCAGUCAUAGAGAAGUUCCCAAGAAAGGACCUCACCAUUCUGAUGGGAGAUCUAAACGCCAAAUUUGGAACAGACAACACCGGAUAUGAAGAUAUCAUGGGACUACAUGGACUGGGAGAGAGAAACGAGAACGGGGAAAGAUUUGAAAAUCUGUGUGCAUUCAACAAAUUGGCCAUAGGCGGCACAAUAUUUCCACACAAACGUAUGCACAAAGCUACAUGGAUCUCACCGGACCACACCACAGAGAAUCAGAUAGAUCAUAUUUGCAUCAACAAAAAGUCCCGAAGGACAAUGGAAGAUGUGAGAACCAGAAGAGGAGCGGACAUAGUUUCAGAUCACCACCUGGUUGUGGCCAAUUUAAAACUGAAGCUAAAGAAGAACUGGACAACUGGACAAACAGCGCUACAAAGGUUCAAUACAGUCUUCCUUCGAGAUACUGACAAACUCAAUGAAUUCAAGAUAGCUCUCAACAACAGGUUCCAAGCCCUACAGGAUCUACUGAAGGAAGAAGAAACUACUAUGGAGGAUAGCUGGAAAGGUAUCAAAGAAGCAUUAACUUCAACGUGUCAAAAAGUCCUGGGCCCCAAGGAGCAUCAUCACAAGGGAUGGAUCUCUAUAGAAGCACUAGACAGGAUCAAAGAAAGGAAGAACAAGAAGACAACAAUUAACAACAGCCGAACACGAGCAGAGAAAGUGCAAGCACAAGCUGAGUACAUAGAAGCAAACAAGCAAGUGAAGAAGAGCAUUAGAGCUGACAAGCAGAAAUACGUGGAAGAACUAGCAACGACGGCGGAGAAAGCUGCAAGAGAAGGAAGUAUGAAACAGCUUUACGAUACAACGAAGAAACUAGCAGGGAAAUAUAGUAAACCAGAGAGACCAGUCAAAGAGAAAGAAGGAAGACCAAUCACUGAAAUUCAACAACGGCGGAACAGAUGGGCAGAGUACUUCGAGAAACUCCUGAAUAGGCCGGCUCCAAUGAAUCCACCGGACAUCGAAGCAGCACACACAGAUCUUCCAACAGAUGUCCAUCCACAAACGACCGGAGAAAUCAGAAUGGCCAUCAGACAAAUCAAAAGCGGGGAAGCAACAGGACCCGACAACAUACCAGCUGAAGCACUGAAGCCAGACAUCGAAGUAACUACAAGCAUGCUUCAUCUUCUAUUCAAGAAGAUUUGGGAGGAGGAACAAGUGCCGAUGGACUGGAAAGAAGGACACCUCAUCAAGAUUCCAAAGAAAGGAGAUCUGAGCAAGUGUGAAAAUUGAAGAGACAUUACACUACUGUCAAUACCAGGAAAAGUCUUUAACAGAGUCUUACUGAACAGGAUGAAAGACAUAGUAGACGCUCAACUUCGAGAUCAACAAGCUGGAUUUCGUAAGGAUCGGUCAUGUACAGACCAAAUUGCGACACUACGGAUCAUCGUCGAACAAUCAAUUGAGUGGAACUCGUCACUGUACAUCAACUUCAUUGAUUAUGAGAAGGCAUUUGACAGUGUAGAUAUGAGAACGUUAUGAAAACUUCUUCGACACUACGGAGUUCCUGAGAAGAUUGUCAACAUUAUCCGGAACUCAUACGAUGGACUACAGUGCAAAGUAGUGUAUGGAGGACAGCUGACAGAUGCAUUCCAAGUAAGGACCGGAGUCAGCCAAGGCUGUCUACUCUCUCCCUUCCUCUUUCUUCUGGUGGUCGACUGGAUUAUGAAGACCUCGACAUCUGAGGGAAAACUCGACAAACAAUGGACAUCUCAGAACCAAUUAGGCGAUUUAGAC
Molecule: messenger RNA, 2640 nt
Organism: Schistosoma spindalis
Lineage: Eukaryota; Metazoa; Platyhelminthes; Trematoda; Strigeidida; Schistosomatidae
Source: the annotation of a GenBank genome assembly